AUGAGGUCGACAACGAGAACAGUGCUGACGGCGCUCGCUGCCGUCGCAGUUGUAGGCACGCUUCCCACGGUCUUGGCGCAUGGCGACGAUGGAGGCAUGGAUAUGGACAUGGACAUAAGUGCUGGCGACGAAGCAAAACCAGAUCCGGAUUCGUAUCCGCAGACGUAUUUCUCAUACGCGGCGCAUGCGGGUGUAAUGUAUGCGCAUAUUAUACUCAUGGUGAUUUCCUGGGUCCUCGUGUUACCAAUAGGCCUUAUGUUCUCGAUUGCCCGAUCACGAUAUACACUUCCGACCCAAUUCCUGUUCCUCGCCACCAAUGCUGUGGGCGUCUUGCUGGGCAUCAAUUACAACGCAAACACGCCCGAUUUAUACCCCAACAACGCACAUCACAAAAUUGGCUGGAUAGCAACAUGGAUGGUCUCGACGCAAGUUCUCAUCAGUCUUAUCGGCCGCGUGGCAGGAGUCAUGGGUCGUGAUGCGCCGCAGCUACACGGCAAGGAAGAGUCGCAGGCUUUCAUACCCGUUUCGACGGAGAACAUGGCGGAGCACGAUACGAUGUACACGCAAACCUAUCGACAUUCCAACGAUAGCGGCCAAGGCACCGAGCCCAAUACUGAUUCUUUGCGUAGCAGCCAUUCGCAUUCGACUUCCGGUCAGGACUCGCCGAUGGAGUUGCGAGACCGGAGAAUGGACUACGAUGUAGAUGAAGAUCUCGAGUUCAAAGCGGUCGAGUUGAACCCGCCCAAGGCAGACUCGCUACUUGCUAAGGUGGCUGGCAAGAUUUCCAUGCGAGCCUGGAAGCUUCUGCUUUUUGGGUACAAUUUCAUGGAUAGAACAAUGCUCGUGCUUGGUUACAUUGCAUUGGUGACUGGUAUCGUUACGUACGGGCGCUUCUUCGAGGGGCAUGGCAUAUUCAGCGGUCUCGCUCAUUGGAUAAAAGGCAGCAUCUUCUUUUGGUACGGUAUCUUGACUUUGGGUAGAUGGUCUGGCAGCUUUGGAGAGCUCGGCUGGGCGUGGAACGUCAGACCGAAGCCUAGCUCCCAGAAAUGGAGACCGACUGCUGAAUUCGUCGAAGGUGCUCUCAUCUUCACCUACGGAUCGACCAAUAUUUUCCUGGAGCAUCUCGGCAACUCGAGCAAGGAGUACAGCCCUCAGGAUCUGGAGCACAUCUCGAUUACAGUACUGUUCAUCGGAGGCGGUCUGCUAGCGAUGCUCAUAGAGUCCACCAAUAUCCGCGAUCUCCUCAACACCACCGUUACGGAAGCGAUAUUGUCGCAGGCGGAUCAUGCGUACAGUGACGAAGAGCGCGCGGCCCUACAAGCUCCGAGACAGUACGAAUUUUCCAUCAAUCCGAUCCCAGCUGUGGUGAUUCUGCUGCUGGGCAUCAUGAUGAGCUCCCACACGCAACAGUCCAUGAUCUCAAGCAUGGUGCACAAGCAAUGGGGCAACUUGCUCACGGGUGCUUCUUUCGCCCGCGGCUUAACUUACGUGCUGUUGUAUGUGAAGCCGCCUCGUUCCGUGAUGCCUUCUCGGCCGCCGACUGAACUGCUUACGGCGUUUGGUCUCAUUGCGGGCGGCAUGAUCUUCAUGGCCAGCAGCAGUGAUACUAUCAAUGGCAUGAUUCACUAUAACCUGGACGCCAUGUUCUUCUACACCGUCACCAUGGGCUUCGUAGGCCUACUCAUGGCCUGGAUUGUUCUGGUGCUAGCCCUCAAGGGCUGGGCGGUGCGCAAGGAGAUGGGUCACCCAUUGCAGGGUUCGUGGAAUGGAGCCACGAGUGUUUGA
Pseudomassariella vexata is the source of this 1785-nucleotide messenger RNA. RefSeq lists its product as uncharacterized. NCBI's taxonomy places the organism in Eukaryota, Fungi, Ascomycota, Sordariomycetes, Amphisphaeriales, Pseudomassariaceae. The coding region runs from base 1 to 1785 and encodes 594 amino acids. The transcript is spliced from 4 exons. The record is from RefSeq and is a predicted model, not a curated record.